AUCACCACCCUUCCCGCCUUGCCCGACGACGGCGGCCGCGGCAGCGGUGGCCCCUUCCCGCCCGGACACUUUAAGGAGCCCAAGCGGCUGUACUGCAAAAACGGAGGCUUCUUCCUGAGGAUCAACCCUGACGGCCGAGUGGACGGAGUCCGGGAGAAGAGUGACCCCCACAUCAAGUUAAUACUUCAAGCUGAAGAGAGAGGCAUAGUGUCGAUCAAAGGUGUACGUGCAAACCGUUUCCUUGCUAUGAAUGAAGAUGGGCGAUUGUUAGCACUGAAAUAUGUAACAGAUGAAUGCUUCUUCUUUGAACGCUUGGAAUCUAAUAACUAUAAUACAUAUCGGUCUCGUAAAUAUUGUGAUUGGUACAUUGCACUGAAACGAACUGGUCAGUACAAACCUGGACCAAAAACUGGACGAGGACAGAAAGCUAUUCUUUUCCUUCCAAUGUCUGCCAAGAGUUGACUUGAGUGGCAGAGUUUAUAAAAUAUUGUGCAACAGCAAUAGAUGUUCCCCUCUCCAUAAGACAAAUUUAUGUGACCUAACAUUUUCCAGUCAACUGCAUUUGCUGAUUGAUUUCAGAUUAUUACUGUGUAGAACUGUGUAUAUUUUAACAUUGAAAAUUCCUGGAACCAUUUUCAUUCUCCAGACAUAUAAGUGUGUUUGUGUGUGCAUGUUUAUGUGAAUGUGGCAUUAAGACAUAGUUCCAUUUAAAUAUUUCAGUUUAAGUUAAGUAUUU
Molecule: messenger RNA, 736 nt
Organism: Python bivittatus (Burmese python)
Lineage: Eukaryota; Metazoa; Chordata; Lepidosauria; Squamata; Pythonidae
Gene: FGF2
Product: fibroblast growth factor 2
Molecular function (GO): growth factor activity
Source: RefSeq, a predicted model, not a curated record